Armigeres subalbatus is the source of this 1018-nucleotide messenger RNA. Its product is annotated as esterase AAEL000016. Gene Ontology annotation, biological process: response to retinoic acid. Gene Ontology annotation, cellular component: nucleus; cytoplasm. The transcript has 2 exons. NCBI's taxonomy places the organism in Eukaryota, Metazoa, Arthropoda, Insecta, Diptera, Culicidae. The record is from RefSeq and is a predicted model, not a curated record. The coding region runs from base 135 to 974 and encodes 279 amino acids. Gene Ontology annotation, molecular function: hydrolase activity.
UGCAUGCAUGUAAAUAAAUAAAAAAUUGAUGAGACCGAGACGUGCGGCAGUGCGCGCUAGUUUUAAAAAUCUACGUCCGCAAACAGUGAAAAAUUCCUCGUUUAUCGAUCACCGCGCUUAAUCUAAUUAAAAGAAUGGCCAACCCAACGCAAAUGGUAAAAUCGCCGAAAAGCAGCUCCGCACCGGACGAACCGUGCUCGAAGCUGCGAAUCUUGGCCCUGCAUGGCUACCGGCAAAACGGCGACGGAUUCAAAUCCAAACUCGGCUCCUUCCGGAAGUUCGUGGGCAAGUACGCCGAACUGGUGUUCGUGACGGCACCGCACGUUGCGCCACCGCUGCCGGACAGUGAACCGGGUGCGGAGCCCGAUCCGACGCAGAGGAGCUGGUGGUUCAACAAAGACGACGGCACCUUCAAGGGAACGAACAAAAGUGGCCCAGCCAUUGGGUUCGCCGAGAGUCUCAAGCUGGUGGAGAAGGUGUGGAAGGAAGAGAAGUGCUGUGCGCUGCUGGGCUUUUCUCAGGGGGCUUGCUUCGUGGGGCUUUUGUGUGACUUGAGUGCGCGAGGUAUGACGCCCAUAAAGCCGGAGUUUGCGGUGCUAUCGUCCGGAUUUCGGUCCGGUAGUUUGGUACAUUUGAAUUUUUAUGAAACCAAGGUGCAGAUACCGUCGUUGCACAUUUACGGCGAGUCGGAUGAGAUUAUUCCGAAAGAGAUGAGCAUGGCAUUGGCAGGCACCUUCAUGGAGCCACAAGUGUUGACCCAUCCGGGAGGGCACUUCCUGCCGGCCCAAGCCGCCCAGAAGCAAACCUACGUGGAGUUCUUCCGCGAGCGGUUACAGUUCCACCUGGAGGCGAAAGAAAUCGAGAAUGCCACCGUCGCAAACAGCAUAAUGUUGGACGAUAAUCGUGCGGCGAUGGCCGGCAGUGGUACCGGAAAUGGAAUCCAUGACGACGAGGAUGAUGACGAUUCGGAUUAAGGGAAUGUAAAGAAGGUUGAAUACAAUUUGUUUUUUCCGUUUUG